This is a messenger RNA of Drosophila suzukii, 1176 nucleotides long. RefSeq names its product heparin cofactor 2-like. The record is from RefSeq and is a predicted model, not a curated record. NCBI's taxonomy places the organism in Eukaryota, Metazoa, Arthropoda, Insecta, Diptera, Drosophilidae. Gene Ontology annotation, molecular function: serine-type endopeptidase inhibitor activity.
AUGGUGGCUUUCAUUGGAUUACUAUUGCCCCUUUUAGUAGGGGCUAUUUGGGCAGAAGAAAGCGAGGAGUCUGAAGAAACGACCGAGUUGAGGAGCCAAUGGGGCAAGGAGUACGGAGACUACAACUUUGCGGGGGAGCUCUAUAACCAUGUGGGCUCUACCAUGGCGGAUGACCAGGAUUUUGUGAUCUCACCUCUGGGCGUUUCUCAGGCCCUGGGAUUACUGCUCUUCGCCGUGGGUCCCAAAUCAGCGGCAGAAAUCGACGCCGUUCUAUAUCCGAAGGAAGCCAAUGCGAGUGGUUUAGCUCCUCGAAAUUUUCUGCAGAGUGGUGAAUUAACCUAUGCAACAGUGGCUGCUUUGCGACCGGAUAUCUAUAUAAAUCCUGGGUUCUUAAAGGAUGCUGCAGAUCUGGAUUCCUACGUAUACAAGACGCACUUUGCCCAGCGGGAUGUGCAGCCAUUUAGUGACUUUCUAAGCCUUAAAUCCCACGGUAAAAUCGAUGUGGGUCUUCAGGAACUACUAGGCGAUUAUAAUCCAUCAAAUCGACUGCUAUUCUUCAAUGUCCUAGACUUUACAGCUGAGUUCAAAUAUGGCUUCCACAUUGAAAAUCGAGUUUUGGUUGCCAGAAGGACCUUGGCGUGGCACGGAUUUAUUCCGGAGUUGAGGACUCGAGUUCUGGGAUUGGGUCUCAAGGAUUCCAGUGCUGAACUGAUGAUCCUGCUUCCAAUUCGAAAGGCCAACAUUGAGAUGGUGGAGAGCAGAUUGCGGACCGUGGAUGUGCGAAAGAUACGCAGUCGAUUGAAUAUAACCCUAAUGGACAUCAGUCUGCCAAAGGUGGAAAGUAGCAAGCUUCUGAAUUUAAAGAAACCCCUGAGGGAAGCGGGCAUAAUCACAGUCUUUAACAAAACCACAGCUGAUCUGAGUGCCUUCAAAACUGAGUUGCCCCUGGAUGAUGUUAUAGUUUACACAAAAAUGAAUAUAUUUAGUCAAGGCAUCAAUGGGAGAUCUUCGAAUACCAGCAAUAGUGAACAGAUUUCUCAACUGGAGGUAGAUAGCCUAAGAGCCUUCGUCCAGGAGGAGAAACCAGUGCAGUUUGAGGCUCUCAGGCCGUUUAUUUAUGCGGUAUUGGACUCGCGACAUGUCUACUUAAUGGGUCGUCAUUUUCCACCUGUGUGA